CUUAGAGAAGGGAAGAUGAGCGAGUCGAGCUCGAAGUCCAGCCAGCCCUUGGCCUCCAAGCAGAAAAGGGACGGCACUGAGAAGCGGGGCCAUGGCAGGCCGUGCAAGCAGCCUCCGGUGAGUCCCAGGACAGCGCUGGUAGGGAGUCAGAAGGAGCUCAGCGAAGUGCCAACACCUAAGAGACCUCGGGGCCGACCAAAGGGAAGCAAAAACAAGGGUGCUGCCAAGACCCGGAAAACCACCACAACUCUGGGAAGGAAACCAAGGGGAAGACCCAAAAAACUGGAGAAGGAGGAAGAGAAGGGUAUCUCGCAGGAGUCCUCACUGGAGGAGCAGCUUCCUUCUGGGACUGGACAGCUUUGAUCCGCUCCCAACCCC
Messenger RNA from Gorilla gorilla gorilla (western lowland gorilla), 378 nucleotides. RefSeq names its product high mobility group protein HMG-I/HMG-Y-like. Lineage: Eukaryota; Metazoa; Chordata; Mammalia; Primates; Hominidae. Gene Ontology annotation, cellular component: nucleus; chromatin. Bases 16 to 363 code for a protein of 115 amino acids. Gene Ontology annotation, biological process: regulation of DNA-templated transcription. Gene Ontology annotation, molecular function: transcription coregulator activity; DNA binding. The record is from RefSeq and is a predicted model, not a curated record. The transcript has a single exon.